Hordeum vulgare subsp. vulgare (domesticated barley) is the source of this 1341-nucleotide messenger RNA. Its product is annotated as yrdC domain-containing protein, mitochondrial. Gene Ontology annotation, molecular function: nucleotidyltransferase activity; tRNA binding; double-stranded RNA binding. Gene Ontology annotation, cellular component: cytoplasm. The transcript is spliced from 5 exons. Bases 115 to 939 code for a protein of 274 amino acids. Lineage: Eukaryota; Viridiplantae; Streptophyta; Magnoliopsida; Poales; Poaceae. The record is from RefSeq and is a predicted model, not a curated record. Gene Ontology annotation, biological process: regulation of translational fidelity.
CUCCUCCUCCCUGUUCUAAGCCCGGCUUCUCCGGUUCCUCUGCUCGUUUCCUGCGCGGCGGCGACGGCGGCGGCGACGGCGGCGAGAGGAGGGAAGAAGAGGAGAGCGGGGAAGAUGCAGGCGUGCGCGAGGGCGGCGGGGGAGAGGCUCCCGCUGGUUCGCGCCCCCGCCAGGCAGCCGCUGGCUCAGAGCUUUGUUAAGGUCAGCAGACUAUCUUCUCUGCAUGAGACAAAUCGUGUAGUGUCCUGCUCAGCGAGGGUGUCAGAAAAUAUUUCACACAAAAUAGAAGCCAGCAUGGAUCAUAUUCUUCCAGCAUCGCAAGAUCAUGUCGUGAAAGCAAUCGACGCAAUUAAUGGGGGGCAAGUGAUUGCGGUGCCCACCGAUACAAUAUACGGGUUUGCUUGUGAUGCAUGUUCUGCAGAAGCGGUCAAUCGGAUAUAUGAAAUCAAAGGGCGCAUACAUACACGCCCUCUGGCCAUCUGUGUUGCUGAUGUCCCAGAAAUAUCACGGUUUGCCAUGGUGGAUCACUUGCCCCAUGGGUUGCUUCAUAAUCUUCUUCCUGGGCCUGUCACUGUUGUUUUAAAGCGAGGUGAGAACAGUAUACUGGAGAGAUCACUUAAUCCUGGUCUGGACAGCAUUGGAGUACGUGUGCCAAAAUUGGAUUUCAUACGAUCCAUUGCUCGUGGUGCUGGAAGUGCACUUGCACUUACAAGCGCCAACUUAAGUGGUCGUCCUAGUAGCGUCGGUGUCAAGGAUUUCGGGGAUCUAUGGCCACACUGUUCGUAUGUCUUUGAUGGUGGUAUGCUUCCUUCUGGACGUGCUGGUUCAACAAUUGUUGACCUAAUAACACCAGGAGUCUACAAGAUAUUGAGAGAUGGAAGUUCGAGGGAGGAAACAACGGCUAUCCUUGGAAAUUUUGGCUUUGUUGAAGCUUCAUAGCAGCUGGUACCUUCAUACUCAUCUCCUGUUUAAUUAGGUUGUAGCAGAGUAUGCGAUGUUCUUUGUAAUAUACUCUUGUGUCACUGUAACUUUUUGGUUGAAGCAUUAGUUUCUUUGCUUGUAACAAUAUCCACGACAAUGCCCUUACAGACUUGCAAUCUACUGUAACCUUCAGUUGGUACAGUUCAUUCUAAUAUACGUAGUAGAUUACAGUGGCACUCGUAUGCAAGCUACAGGAAAGUGAUCUUGAUUGAGAACCUGAGAUGGAUUCUAUGUAGACAGUGAGGGACAUGUUAACUAUUUUGUGUAACAUAUUGUAAUGAUGCGAUGUCUUCAACAGUAUAACAGCAGAGUUGAUGUUAUUUGUUUGGAACGCAACAUGGAUUUCAUUUAAGUUUCUUA